GCACUUCAGCACUCAGGUUUGGAUCUGAUCUGAAACUCCAAAAUGUACGGAAACCAGUAUCCUUAUGGCUGUUAUCCUCAGCCAAUGGGAGGAUACCCUCAGUGUCCACCAUGGACUGCCCCACCCCAGCCCUGUCCUCCUCAGCCCUAUGGUCCUCAGCCCUGUCCUCCUCAGCCCUGUGGUCCCCAGCCCUGCCCCCCUCAGCCCGGUGGUCAACCUGUGUGCCACCCUGCGGCUACACCUUGUGGAUGGUAUGGACCAGGUCCUAGCUGGGCAAGCUGGGGGUAUGGAUGGAGCAAUGGUCCUGGGCAAAAACAAGGACAAGGAUGUGUCUGUGGUACCAGCUGUGGCCGUGGCAAGCAAGAUGGCAAGAAAUGCAGGCACAAGCACAAGUGUGGCCACCAGCACGUCAGGUGUCACAAGAAGGGGACGGAGUGUCACGGGUCCUCCAGCAGCUCCUGCAGCAGCGACUCUGACUAGAGGAAGACGUCUGGAUGGGAGGAGACACAAGACGAGCUGCCACCCGAAAACCUUCAUCCUGCUGCCAAUCGUCAUCAUAAUCAGUUUAUCUGAUCACUUAAAAUUCAAAGUGUGUGUUUCAAAACUUUCUUUUCAAAUACUGCAGCGUUGCUUUGUGUGAAAACGACUUCAGCAUCAGUCAGUGUGUGACGCUGUGU
Messenger RNA from Scatophagus argus, 677 nucleotides. RefSeq names its product chitin-binding lectin 1-like. The transcript has 4 exons. Lineage: Eukaryota; Metazoa; Chordata; Actinopteri; Scatophagidae. The record is from RefSeq and is a predicted model, not a curated record. The coding region runs from base 43 to 480 and encodes 145 amino acids.